Sycon ciliatum is the source of this 2680-nucleotide messenger RNA. RefSeq lists its product as uncharacterized. Gene Ontology annotation, molecular function: phosphoprotein phosphatase activity. The coding region runs from base 185 to 2266 and encodes 693 amino acids. The record is from RefSeq and is a predicted model, not a curated record. Lineage: Eukaryota; Metazoa; Porifera; Calcarea; Leucosolenida; Sycettidae. The transcript is spliced from 3 exons.
AAAGCUUAGCCUUUGGGCUUGUCAGCGUGUUGCUAGCAUGCUAUUAUCGUUUGUCUUACUAAGUCUUUGAUAUUAUUCUGUCGUGCGGAAGCUAGCUAGCUGUUCAUUGCCUGUAGGCGCAUUUGGCAGGUAGUAUUCUUUUUCAUUUGUCUUGAGCUCAUGAGGUUGGUCGGAAAGUAGAGCAAUGUGUAGUGAAAUGUAUUGGCCAUUGCAAAGUAAAGUUGUGCAUUCUUUUAAUGCGAUCGGAAUACUACGAAGCAUAUUCCAAGUACUUCGCACACUACUGUCAACUAGGAUUGAAAAGGUUGCACUGAUUAGGCUUUGUGGCUUGUUGGUUAUCUGGCUGACGGGAAUUGCCGAAGACAACAUUACCGAUGCUGGUAACGAAAGGUGUCUAUUCGAUCCACGUGAAAGUAAUAUCAUGGAGCAUUUCAGCAGGGCGGAGAACCCACAUAGCUUGGGAUAUGAUCCAAUGUCGCCAGCACAGCAAGAGAUUGCGCCUGAGAUCGAAUUGGCAGCGCAAUCAGGUAUUCAUGCUCAACUCCAAUCUAUAAAAUCAAGUUGCUUGGAACAAGCUAGCUGUGAGCCUACGCAGGGACCGAUCUUCUGGAAGGGAACUGUGAGAAGCACAAGACAAGCAGAAGAUAUUGCAAACAGUCUUCCUGAAGAACACGCCAUAUCACCAUGCCAUGGCCAAGGUGUUGUGGAAGCAGAUGGAGCCAAGUACACUGCAGAAUCAGACACCACUCGAACACGGCAGCGUAUACCAUGGCAACGUCGAAUAUCCCCCAGUGGAGGAGCGAACGCACCAUCACGGACGUGUGGCCUUACUCUACACUCCUGUUCAGCAAUAAGUGCAGUGAGAGACGCACCAGGGACAUCUUCAACUAGGGGAACACAUUCUACUGCAUCACUUCAACAAAAACGUUCUCCCAGAUAUGGGGGACAACUGGGAGGAGAGGCAGCACUAAUGGCUUCACGAUCAUCACAUGAAGAACCAGCACCCAGCAGCACCCAGUGCCCAACCACGCCUAACCACCAAGAGCUAUCGUCUCAGCUUUCGUCACUUCCAACUAGGUGGGACGGCUCUCAGCUUGAUCCGUGCACUAAGAGGCUGGUGUAUGCUGAUAGGGAAAACCCUGACAGCAUACGAGCAUCGGACAUGAAAGAGUCUAGUUUAAAUGACCAACCAAUACUACCAUCAUCCUACCGUGACAUGAAACGAGAGAAAAUGUUCUACGUAGUCCAGCCAUCAUCUAACACUAUCCCAUCUUACAUCGCAAGAAGCAAAGCCACAUUUCAUUCCCUUAAGCCAACACAUACACCUUAUCACAUGUUACAAGGCUCCGGAAAACCUAAAAUCUGGCGAUUAUCACCCACCACACAAGGUACGAACACAUCUUUACUAGUUCUGCCAGAAUGUACGCCAUCCCCAACGAGUGAGGCAGCGAGACCGAUUCACAAGACACCCUCUUCAAUGUUAAUGCGACUCCCGGAAAGACCCAUGCAAGCCACUGAACACAGUGCGCCUGGAUCGCUCCCUAAACGAAAAUGGAGUAGAUAUGAGACCAAGGAAGAGAGUCCAAUGCCUGAAAUCGAAUAUGUAUCAGGUGCACCUAUUCCAGAGCAAUGGUUCACGCUACCAAAAUUCCUUCCCCCAAAGCGGUGUUCAAAGCCCUAUACACUCAUCUUGGAUUUGGACAACACGCUUGUAUACUGCUCGCCAAGCCUGUUGCCGGGAAGACCCUACGGGGUCAGCAUACGUCUGGGUCCGGAGAAGAAGCAAGUCGUGUAUUUCCGUCCAUUCUGCAUAGCAUUCCUGAGACGGAUGUCCCGUCACUACGAGCUUGUGGUGUAUACGGCGGCAACAAGAGGUUAUGCUGACCAGAUUGUGACUCACUUCAACAGCGAAGGAGGAGUGAACAUCUUGCAUAUCCUGGAUCGAAAUCAUUGUGUUAACGGCACUGUCAAGUGUCUUGCUCGAGUUGGACGUGACAUGCAAAGGACAGUAUUCAUUGACGACAUGCCCAAGCAAGUCGCCUACAACUGGCAGAAUGCUAUCGCAGUGUCCCCCUGGACAGGUGACAGCGAAGAUACCGAAUUAGUGAGUCUAGCUGAGGUGUUGCUGACUCUGGUUAUGGACUCCCCCAAUGACGUCCGGCCACAGUUAAGAAUUGGAUCACCUCUAUUCGACAUCAAUGACCGAAAGCUGAGGUUUUACAGAUGGAAAAGCAAUCAGCCGGAUUGCGAGGACGGAGGUGGAUGAGUAUCCAGGGCUACUGGACAGGUGAAUGCUCGCUAACCACUAUGCCCCCGGCGCAAUGCUGCAAAGCCUGUCUGUCCGGCGCAUGGUAGCCUUGGUCAAUUUCGUUGCUAAAAAUUAUUCCUUUUUCUGAUAUUCCUUUUUAUUAUUUUUAAUAGUUUUCUACCUCCACUGAGGAGCCCGUAUUGAGCGACAUAGUGUCUGGAGGAAAUGCAAAAUCUAUCCAACAACGAAUUUCCUCGCUAUGGAGAGCAUGGGUUUUUGAAUGUGGGCCAAGACAGCACAGUGUGGAGUGGUGCAGUGUUUCAUUUUCCUGUCUUUAUAAUACUCUGCCCCUCCCCAUCCUGUUGAUCUACUGUUCCCCACUAUUUUAUCCUCUGAAGUGUCCCGGGGCCUGAAGUGUUUUCGAUGCCCUUA